GCCCUGUGGGCUGCUCUGCUUGCCCAGGAGUCCACGGCUCAGGUCUGUUGCUUAAAGGCAGCCUCUACAUUAUAUAAAGUACUAUGAUAGUAUAAUAGUACUUUCCUCAUAGGAUUAUUGUGAGAGUGAAAUAAAGCAUGCGAAGGGAUGCCCAGGUGGCUCAGUCAGGUGACUACCUUGCGUAGAAUAUGGCAAGGAUUCUCCAGCCCAUUGCUGGCAGGGGCUUUAUGGUGGCCGAGUGCACACCGUCAACCAGUUAAACUUGAACGCUCCAUGGGGCAAUGUCCUGCAACAUUCCUGGAGACCACCUCUGACACCAAGAUGGACAGGCGCCCGCACAGUCGGGUCUCCGCGGGCCCCGCCGCCCCGCCGCCGCAGCAGGUGCGCUCUUGAACUGGACACAGCCCUGCACCCACCUGUGUCGCUGCCGGCGACAUCCAACCUCGGCCAAGGGGACCAGGAUGGCGGCCAGCAGGUAGGCCGGCCAGGGCGAAAGGCUGUUCACUGCCCUGGGCUACCCAGACCUGCGCGAUGUCACCGCCCGUCCGCGCGCCGCUGGUCCCGGCUGGACCACCACCUCCUCGGGGAGAGGCAGGACCAGCCUGGACCCAGGGGGGAGGGGGGGAAUCCGUUUUCUCCGCGCAGGAAUUAUUUGUGGCUGCUCCGAGAGGCCUUGGUGGGGUACCCUUGGGUGGGGCUGAACACAGACUUGCCAGGCCGGAGAUCGCUCCAAUGGCCCGAAGGAGACGGGGAUCCAAAUUGGAUUUGCAAAUCCAAGAGCCUCUUUAUAAAAAUGUUGUGGAAAAACUGGGACCCCAAAGUAGAGAACCCACAACCCCGGCUUUCCUUCAUCAUGUGACCCUCCUGAGUUUUCUUUGGAAUAAAGUUUCCAUGAAUGAGGCCAGAGGUGGGGGCGAUUCUUUGAAGUGUCAGGAAAAUAGUGUUAUCUCGCAUCCACCAACAUGCAAAGAAGGGGGAUAUGUUAAUGGGAUACUCAUCCACCUUCGGCAGCCCAUCCUGACCCCAGCAAAAUAAGUACCUAUCAACACAGAGCUCCUUUGAAAAACUUAGAGGAAAUGGAAAAGUAGACAAAAACGCAUCAAUUAACAGAAGUAACUCGAGAAAAAAACAGGACACCCCAAAAAUCAGAGAAUGGAAUUGGAAAUUUUUAAAAACCUGCCCUCUUCUCCACCAGAGCGGGCUUGGAUGAUUUCACAGGGAAAUUUUCUCAAACUUUAAAAGAACAGAGAAGCCCCUCUCCCUUUUUAUGUUUUAUUUUUUUUUCCCUCUCCCUUUUUAAACACUGUUUCAGAGACAGAAAAGCAGGAAAACUCCCCAACUCAUUUAUUGAUGUAAUGUUUAUGCCCAAACAAGGACCAUAUUCAAAAGUUUUAGAUUGAUACUAAUAUUACUCAGAAGUAUUAUCAAUAGAUGCAAAAACUCCUAAACAAAAUGUGAUCAAAUC
This is a messenger RNA of Canis lupus familiaris (dog), 1465 nucleotides long. RefSeq lists its product as uncharacterized. The transcript has 3 exons. The record is from RefSeq and is a predicted model, not a curated record. Lineage: Eukaryota; Metazoa; Chordata; Mammalia; Carnivora; Canidae. The coding region runs from base 148 to 393 and encodes 81 amino acids.